AUGCCUAAGCGCACCGGCGGCAGCCGUGCCCGCUCACUGGCCUCGACGCCUUCCAAGGAGCGCCCUAAGGACACUGAGCAGCGGGAAAAGAGACUCAAAACCAGCUGCAAGCGCGAGCCCGUCGCGGGUCUUCUGGAUAUCAACACUGUACUCGAGGUACGCAAGGUGCUUGCCGUCUCCGCUUUGCAGCCAUGUCCCGUGUUCAUCUAUUCCACCAAGUACCGGUAUUCGCGCAACCGUUGGCUCUGGGAGUACGCCAGCUACAAGGGCUACUUCAUACAGAAAGCGGCGGGCCGUGAAUCUGUGCUUCGUCCGGUCCUUGGGCUGCACAACAGCAUUACGGACGUGACGAGCGACCUGAUAGCCAUCGGUUAUAGCCAGAAGCAGCCCACGAUCGUGGUAAGGUCGCGACGGCAUGCGGUUGCUUACUGCCGCAUGGCCCGCCAGACAUGGUUGCGACACAAGAUGCAGAAGAGGCCUCUAGAAAACUGUAGACUGCAGAGAGUAGCCGGAGUUGGGUACGAACCUCCAGGCGUCGAAGGAAAUCAGGUCAAGGACUUCAUGUCGCUAGCUAUGGAGUCCUUUCGGCAGACGCAUGACCACGUGGCAUUUCCUGUUCUGUCUGGCCUGAAACAGCACAACAGCGACUCCGCGUGCUUCCUGAAGAAAAUGCAGCUGCUGAAAAACAAAUGCAGUGGCACAGUGAAUGAUCCAGAGUCGGAGUUGAAAGAAACCCAGCUCAUGAUUCCGAUCCAGGAAUGGCCUCGGACAAAACUUGCGUGGGCGACGGCGCCUUACGCAGCGCAAGACGAUGACAUGAACUUCUGCAGCGAAGCCGUCGUCGCUCAAAGGCGUGACCUUCACACGUCGGAAGACGUCUCUGUCUGCUUGCUGUAUCGCCUUGUGCUAGUGACGCACAACAUCCUGAAAUACCUUGUCACCAUCAAUAUCGGCAGAUCGACAAUUGUGAAAGAGAGAGCCGACGAAGCCUUGGUCGUUUCUAUCCGGCAGCAGAUGACGGACAGCGUGCUGGAAAUGUUUCUGGAUCCAUGCGCGCAGGUGGUGGACGCGCUAUUCGAAGCAGUGAUGUGCCGAGCCGCAGCACUAGUUGUCAAGGGGUGCACAUCCAAGCACUUGCGCGUGAGAACGCUGCAACAGUGCCGUCUGGGUAGCGCCGUAGCGUCCUGGCAGCUGUCGACACUGCUCCUGACAAGUGUGGGCGAGGCUUUCGCCGAGGCCAUUCUCACUGAGGUCGGAAGCGACGAGCAGACUCGCAAGUACUGCAGCGACUGCCUUAGCCUGAUUCCUCGCUUAAAGGAUGACUGCCUGUACCAGAUGUUCCAAGCACUCUCACUGCGCCAUCGAAAGGUAUCAUUGCUGCAGGCAGCACAGAACACCGAGCCAGUGGAUCCAGUCACCUGCUCAGCCGUGACCUUGCUCACGAAAAUGAGCAUCACGUACGCACUGCACCUGUUCCACACACAGAAAGCGCUUCCAAAACAUGUCUACUUGUAUGAGCAAGAUCUUGAAGAUGACUUCUCAAGCUUCCUCAUGUGCCUCAACGGUCUAUUCACUGUGAGCGUGCCCCAACCUCCUACUUCAGUUUACAAACUGACUGACGGUCGCCUCAAAGCAUUCAUGAUGAAUAUGCUUGUGGCAUACUACAAGGAGGUGAUAGAGCCUUCUGCCUGCGAAUGGCAGCAGACGACAGCGUUCGACUAA
Messenger RNA from Rhipicephalus sanguineus (brown dog tick), 1722 nucleotides. RefSeq lists its product as uncharacterized. Lineage: Eukaryota; Metazoa; Arthropoda; Arachnida; Ixodida; Ixodidae. The transcript has a single exon. The record is from RefSeq and is a predicted model, not a curated record. The coding region runs from base 1 to 1722 and encodes 573 amino acids.